This is a messenger RNA of Suricata suricatta (meerkat), 810 nucleotides long. Its product is annotated as cytochrome c oxidase subunit 7B2, mitochondrial. The coding region runs from base 448 to 693 and encodes 81 amino acids. Lineage: Eukaryota; Metazoa; Chordata; Mammalia; Carnivora; Herpestidae. Gene Ontology annotation, biological process: mitochondrial electron transport, cytochrome c to oxygen. The record is from RefSeq and is a predicted model, not a curated record. The transcript has 5 exons.
GCCCCUCCAGGCUGUGAGGUGGCCGCGCACGGCUCUGCCUCGGCGCCAUCGUCGCCAUCGUCGGUUGGGCCCUGUCUGUGGCAUCGUUGGAGUCUGAAUCUUGAACUUCCUGAGAAGAGCUCCUGGGCUUCAGCGUUCUUACCAGUCCAUCCACUGGCAGGGAUGCCAGUGUCGUUUCUCUUUGUGACUGGGGCAUAAUAAGACUUACUGGAAGCCACUGCACAGUAUUUUGUCCAUGAAGUUCUUAUGGGACUGCUGUUCACAAAGGCAACUGGGUUGUUGAGAAGGUAACUGAAGUCUGGCUGUAAUUGGGAUGAGCACAUAAUCUGAGAUGAGUGAAUUAAAAGCUCUUGAUCAAAUAUUAUAUACAGAUAUUGGGAAAUAAAAGGUCUCUUUGCAAGGAAAUAGACCAGUGGCUGCAAUCAACUGCAGUCCUGUCACACCUUUAUGAUGUUUCCCUUGACCAGAAAUGCACUAAGAACCUUCAAGAUUCGAAGCAUUCAACAAAUUCGGUUGCGACAAAGCCAUGAAAAACACUCACCAGAUUUUCAUGACAAAUACGGUCAUGUUGUAUUGGCUAGUGGAAUCGCAUUCUGUGUUGUUGCAUGGGUGUUUACAGCCACACAGAUUGGAAUAAAAUGGAACCUGUCUCCUGUUGGCAGAGUCACCCCAAAAGAGUGGAAUGAUAAAUAACCAUUCAAGUUGCUGUAAUACAAAAUUGUUUCCAAAAUAACUUGCAUUUAAGCACUCUGCUUCUCAUUAAAAUAGAGCAUAAUUGAAUAAAUAAAAUACAUUUGAAACCUUUAAAAA